UCCCCACUUUUAUCUCUCAUCAUUUUCUUCUUCAUUUUUUUCUCUACAAAAAGACUCAAUACAACUUCAUCACUUUUAAACACUAUAUCACCAUGGAAAUCCAACAACUACUUCUCAAGUUCAAAUUCCACAUCUUAAUUGCAUCCACUUUUUCCAUUCUCAUCAUCGCUCUCAUUUACCUUGCACCUCGUUUUCUUGAUAUUGUUAAGUACUUUUGGCCUCUUUUACUCUCUACUGCUCUCUUCCUCGUCGCCAUCGUUCUUUUUGGCCGGAUUUCUCCACCUGUAGCUGAAGUUUCCGGCGAGAAAACCGGCGAAGGUAUACUGGAUUUUGUGGCUGGUCAACAUGAAGAGUUACUGCCUCACUUGCAUGAAUUACAUGAACACAAAGGACGAGAAGACGAAGUAAAAGAAGGUGAAAGUAGUAAAGUAGAAUGAAGUGAAGGGAAUUUAGUGGUUAUUUCUGCAAUUAUUUUUACUAGACACUUUUUUUUUUAGUCCUUCCAUUUAAGUAUUUUAGUUUGACUGAGCAUAAAGUGUCUUAGUUUGAUUGAGCAUAAAGUUUAAAAAAUAAAAAGAGACUUUUAUAUGUUAUGAUCCUAAAUUAAAGCCUGUGAGGGUAUAUUGGAUUUUGUAGCGGGUCAACCUGAAGAGUUACAACCUCACUUGCCUGAAUUAGAUGAACACGAAGGAGGAGAAGACGAAGUAGAAGAAGGUGAAAGUAGUAAAGUAGAGUGAAGGGCAAUUAGUAGUUAUUUCUGCAAUUAUUUUUAUCAGACACUUUCUUUGCUCCCUCAGUUCUAAUUUAAGUGUCUUAGUUUGACUGUACACAAUUUUAAGAAAUAAAAGAGACUUUUUGAA
This is a messenger RNA of Lycium barbarum (goji berry), 860 nucleotides long. RefSeq lists its product as uncharacterized. NCBI's taxonomy places the organism in Eukaryota, Viridiplantae, Streptophyta, Magnoliopsida, Solanales, Solanaceae. Bases 93 to 437 code for a protein of 114 amino acids. The record is from RefSeq and is a predicted model, not a curated record. The transcript has a single exon.